Messenger RNA from Orcinus orca (killer whale), 10132 nucleotides. It is a transcript of the gene RGPD4, whose product is annotated as RANBP2 like and GRIP domain containing 4. The coding region runs from base 91 to 9249 and encodes 3052 amino acids. Gene Ontology annotation, molecular function: protein binding; peptidyl-prolyl cis-trans isomerase activity; GTPase activator activity. Gene Ontology annotation, biological process: protein peptidyl-prolyl isomerization; NLS-bearing protein import into nucleus; protein folding. The record is from RefSeq and is a predicted model, not a curated record. Lineage: Eukaryota; Metazoa; Chordata; Mammalia; Artiodactyla; Delphinidae. Gene Ontology annotation, cellular component: cytoplasm; intracellular membrane-bounded organelle; nuclear pore. The transcript is spliced from 29 exons.
UCACGGACCUUUGGGCGCCGCGCUCCCGAGACCGCAGCCGCUGCGGCCUAGGCGCUGGCGUCCCGCGCGCGAACCCUGGUCGGCGGCGCUAUGAGGCGCAACAAGGCCGACGUGGAGCGGUAUAUCGCCUCGGUGCAGGGCUCCGCCCCGUCUCUCCGGGAGAAGUCAAUGAAAGGAUUCUAUUUUGCAAAGCUGUAUUACGAAGCUAAAGAAUAUGAUCUUGCUAAAAAAUAUAUAUCUACAUACAUUAACGUACAAGAAAGGGAUCCCAAAGCUCACAGAUUUCUCGGCCUUCUUUAUGAAGUGGAGGAAAACAUAGAGAAAGCAGUUGAAUGUUACAAGCGUUCAGUGGAAUUAAACCCAACACAAAAAGAUCUUGUGUUGAAGAUUGCAGAAUUGCUCUGUAAAAAUGAUGUUAGUGAUGGAAGAGCUAAAUACUGGGUUGAAAGAGCAGCUAAACUUUUUCCAGGAAGUCCUGCAAUUUAUAAACUAAAGGAACAGCUUUUAGAUUGUAAAGGUGAAGAUGGAUGGAAUAAACUUUUCGACUUGAUUCAGUCAGAACUUUAUGCAAGACCUGAUGAUGUGCACAUGAACAUCCGACUAGUAGAGCUGUAUCGCUCAAACAAUAGACUGAAGGAUGCUGUGGCCCACUGCCACCAGGCAGAGAGAAACAUAGUCUUGCGUUCAAGUUUAGAGUGGAAUUCCUGUGUUGUACAGACCCUUAAGGAAUAUCUGGAAUCUUCACAGUGUUUGGAGUCUGAUAAAAGUAACUGGCGAGCAACCAAUCAGGACUUACUUCUAGCCUAUGCUAACCUUAUGCUUCUCACACUGUCCACGAGAGAUGUGCACGAGAGCAGGGAAUUGUUGGAGAGUUUUGAUAGUGCUCUUCAGUCUGUGAAAUCUUGUGUGGGUGGAAAUGAUGAACUCUCAGCUACUUUCUUCGAAGUGAGAGGACAUUUCUACAUGCAUGCUGGUUCUCUGCUUUUGAAGAUGGGUCAGCAUAGUGACGUGCAGUGGCGAGCGCUCUCUGAGCUGGCUGCGUUGUGCUAUCUCAUAGCCUUUCAGGUUCCAAGACCAAAGAUUAAAUUUAUAAAAGGAGAAGCUGGACAAAAUCUACUGGAAAUGAUGGCCUGUGAUCGUCUGAGCCAAUCAGGGCAUAUGCUGCUAAACUUAAGUCGUGACAAGCAAGACUUUUUAAAAGAGGUUGUAGAAUCCUUUGCCAAUGAAAGUGGGCAGUCUGCUGUAUAUGAUGCUCUGUUUUCUAGUCAGUCACCUAAGGAUAGAUCUUUCCUUGGUAGCGAUGAUAUUGGAAACCUUGAUGUACAAGCACCAGAUCCUGAGGAUUUGGCUCGAUAUGAUGUUGGUGCCAUUCGAGCACAUAAUGGUAGUCUUCAGCACCUCACCUGGCUUGGCUUACAGUGGAGUUCAUUGCCUGCCUUACCUGCGAUUCGAAAAUGGCUAAAACAGCUUUUUCAUCAUUUGCCCCAGGAAACCUCAAGACUUGAAACAAAUGCACCUGAAUCAAUAUGUAUUUUAGAUCUUGAAGUAUUUCUACUUGGAGUAAUAUAUACCAGCCACUUACAAUUAAAGGAGAAGUGUAAUUCUCACUACAGCUUCUAUCAGCCUCUGUGCUUGCCACUUCCUGUGUGUAAACAGCUUUGCACAGAAAGACAGAAAUCUUGGUGGGAUGCAGUUUGUAAUCUAAUCCACAGAAAAGCAAUACCUGGAACCUCAGCAAAAUUGCGACUUCUAGUUCAGCAUGACAUAAACACUCUAAGGGGCCAGGAAAAACAUGGCCUUCAGCCUGCUCUACUUGUGCACUGGGCAAAGUGCCUUCAGAAAACGGGCAGUGGUCUUAAUUCUUUUUACGAUCAACGAGAAUACAUAGGCAGAAGUGUUCAUUACUGGAAGAAGGUUUUGCCAUUGUUGAAGAUACUUAAAAAGAAGAGCAGUAUCCCUGAACCUAUUGACCCUCUGUUUAAACAUUUUCAUAGUGCAGACAUUCAGGCAUCUGAAAUGGGUGAAUAUGAAGAGGAAGCACACAUAACAUGUGCUAUAUUGGAUGCAGUUAAUGGAAAUAUAGACGAUGCUGUGGCUGCUUUUGAAUCUAUUAAUAAUGUCGUUUCUUAUUGGAAUCUUGCAUUGAUUUUUCACAGAAAAGCAGAAGACAUUGAAAAUGAUGCACUUUCUUCUGAAGAACAAGAAGAAUGCAAAAAUUACCUGAGAAAGACCAGAGACUACCUGAUAAAGAUUUUAGAUGACAGUGAUUCAGAUCUCUCAGUGGUUAAGAAAUUGCCCGUGCCCCUGGAAUCUGUAAAAGAGAUGCUUAAUUUAGUCAUGCAGGAGCUCGAUGACUUCAGUGAAGGAGGGCCUCUUUAUAGAAAUGGUUCUUUGCGAAAUGCAGAUUCAGAAAUAAAACAUUCUACACCGUCUCCCACCAAAUACUCUCUAUCACCAAAUAAAAGUUACAAGUAUUCUCCCAAAACACCACCUCCAUGGGCAGAAGAUCAAAAUUCUUUAUUGAAAAUGAUCUGCCAACAAGUAGAGGCCAUUAAGAAAGAAAUGCAGGAGUUGAAACUAAAUAGCGGUAACUCAGGGUCCCCUCAUCGUUGGCCUACAGAGAAUUAUGGACCAGAUUCAGUGCCUGAUGGAUAUCAGGGGUCACAGAAUUUUCAUGGGGCCCCACUAACAGUUGCAACUACUGGCCAUUCAAUGUAUUAUAGUCAGUCACCAGCAUAUAAUUCCCAGUAUCUACUCAGACCAGCAGCUAAUGUUACUCCCACAAAGGGACCAGUUUAUGGCAUGAAUAGGCUUCCACCUCAGCAGCAUAUCUACGCCUACUCACAGCAGAUGCACACACCACCAGUGCAGAGUUCGUCUGCUUGUAUGUUCUCUCAAGAGAUGUAUGGUCCCCCAUUGCGUUUUGAGUCUCCUGCAACAGGAAUUCUAUCACCUAGGGGUGAUGAUUACUUUAAUUACAAUGUUCAACAGACAAGCACAAAUCCACCUUUACCAGAACCAGGUUAUUUUACAAAACCUCCAGUUGCAGCUCAUGCUUCAAGAUCUGCAGAAUCUAAGGGUAUGGAAUUUGGAAAAACCAAUUUUGUCCAGCCUGUGCCAGGUGAAGGCAUGGGGCCAUCUUUGGCAGCACCUGUGCGUACAUCACAGCCAACUCCUUUUAAAUUUAAUUCAAAUUUCAAAUCAAAUGAUGGCGACUUCACAUUUUCCUCACCACAGGUUGUGGCACAGCCCCCUUCUACGACUUACACUAAUAGUGAAAGCCUUUUAGGUCUCCUGACUUCAGACAAACCAUUGCAAGGAGAUAGCUACGGUGGAACAAAAGCUGCUCAGACCAUUGGACCUCGAAAUACAUUCAAUUUUGGAAGCAAAAAUGUGCCUGGAAUUUCAUUUACUGAAAACAUGGGCCCAACUCAGCAAAAGAAUUCUGGUUUUCGACGCAGUGAUGAUAUGUUUACUUUCCACGGUCCAGGGAAAUCAGUGUUUGGAACGCCUGCUGCAGAGCCGGCCAACAAGAGUCAUGAUACUGAUGGGGGUAGUGCGCACGGGGACGAGGACGACGACGGCCCUCACUUUGAGCCGGUGGUGCCUCUUCCCGAUAAGAUUGAAGUGAGAACUGGUGAGGAGGACGAGGAAGAGUUCUUCUGCAAUCGUGCCAAGUUGUAUCGUUUUGAUGCGGGAUCAAGAGAAUGGAAGGAGCGUGGAAUUGGCAACGUAAAGAUACUAAGGCACAAAACCUCCGGUAAAAUCCGCCUACUGAUGAGACGUGAGCAAGUGUUGAAAAUCUGUGCGAAUCACUACAUCAGCCCAGACAUGGCCCUGGCGCCCAACGCCGGCUCGGACAGGUCCUUUGUGUGGUACGCUCUGGACUAUGCAGACGAGUCACCCAAACCAGAACAGCUUGCUAUUAGAUUCAAGACACCCGAGGAGGCAGCACUUUUUAAGUGCAAGUUUGAAGAGGCCCAGAGCAUGUUAAAAGCCUCAGGAGCAAACAGAGCCACAACUUCCAGUCAGUCUACGAGAACUAUAAAAGAACCCACGGGUCAUGACAAGGAUAUUGGCAAAUCUGCUGCCGGAAACAUGAACUUUGAAUUUCAGGUUGCAAAGAAAGAAGGGUCUUGGUGGCAUUGUAACAGCUGCUCAUUAAAGAAUGCCGCAACUGCUGAGAAAUGUGUAUCCUGCCAAAAUCUAAACCCAAGCAGUAAAGAGCUCCUUAGCUCAUCAUUAGUUGAAACUGUUUCCACUCCUAAAUCUGGCUCAGAAAAUACUCCAGAUAGAUUUGCAUUGACUACUCCAAAGAAAGAAGGUCACUGGGAUUGUAGUAUUUGUUUAGUAAGAAAUGAACCCACUGUAUCUAGAUGCAUUGCAUGUCAGAAUACAAAGUCUGCUAACAAAAGUGGAUCUUCAUUUGUUCAGCAGCCUUCCUUUAAAUUUGGCCAGGGAGAUCUUCCUAAAUCUGCCAGCAGUGAUUUCAGAUCUGUUUUUUCAGUAAAGGAAGGACAGUGGGAUUGCAGUGUUUGCUUAGUACAAAAUGAAGGAAGUUCUGCAAAAUGUAUGGCUUGUCAGAAUCCAAGAAAACAGAGUUUUCCUGCUUCUGCUGUCCCAGCACCUGCCUCUUUUAAGUUUGGUGCUUCAGAGACAAGCAAGGCUCCAAAGAGUGGAUUUGAAGGAGUUUUCGCCAAGAAGGAAGGACAGUGGGAUUGCAGUCUGUGCUUAGUGCGAAAUGAGGCAAGUGCAGCAGCGUGUGUGGCUUGUCAGAAUCCACCCACUUCUGCUGCUCCAGCACCUGCGUCUUCAGAGACAAGCAAGGCUCCAAACAGUGGACUUGAAGGGAUGUUCACCAAGAAGGAAGGACAGUGGGAUUGCAGCGUUUGUUUGGUACGAAAUGAAGGAAGUUCUACAAAAUGUGUGGCUUGUCAGAAUCCAAGAAAACAGAGUUUACCUGCUUCUGCUGUCCCAGCACCUGCCUCUUUCAAGUUUGGCACCUCAGAGACAAGCAAGGCUCCAAAGAGUGGUCUAGAAGGGAUAUUCACCAAGAAGGAAGGACAGUGGGAUUGCAGCGUUUGCUUUGUGCGAAAUGAGAGUUCUUCCUUAAAAUGUGUGGCUUGUGAUGUCUCUAAACCAGCCCAUAAACCUGUUGCAGAAGAACCUUCAGCUUUCACUUUGGGCUCAACAACUAAGGCAAAUGACUCUUCUGGAAGUCAGGUGGGAACAGGAUUUAAAAGUAGCUUUUCAGAAAAAGCCUUUAAGUUUGGCAGUGCAGAACAAGGAUUUAAAUUUGGGCGUGUGGAUCAAGAAAAUACACCUUCAUUUACAUUUCAGAGUUCUUCUAAUACAGACUCUAAGUCAACAAAAGAAGGAUUUAGUUUUUCUGUUCCUGUGUCUGCUGACGGGUUUAAAUUUGGCAUUCAGGAGCCGGGAAGUCAGGGGAGGAAGAGUGAAAAGCCCUUUGGAGAUGACGCUGGAUGUCAGGCUCAGGAUGCUGGCGGUCAGAAAGACGGGAGUGCUGUGGUUCUUGGUCAAACUGGCAGCACUUUUACCUUUGCAGAUCUUGCAAAAUCAAAUUCAGGAGAAGGGUUUCAGUUUGGCAAAAAAGACCCCAAUUUCAAGGGCUUUUCGGGUGCUGGAGAGAAGUUAUUCUCCUCACAAAGUAGUAAAAUGGCUGAUAAAGCCGACACUUGUGCUGACCUUGAGAAAGAUGAUGACGCCUAUAAGACUGAGGACAGUGACGAUAUCCAUUUUGAACCAGUCGUCCAGAUGCCUGAGAAAGUGGAGCUUGUCACAGGAGAAGAAGAUGAGAAAGUUCUUUACUCACAGCGGGUAAAAUUGUUUAGGUUUGAUGCUGAGAUAAGUCAGUGGAAAGAAAGGGGUUUGGGGAACUUAAAAAUUCUCAAAAAUGAAGUUAACGGUAAACUGAGAAUGCUGAUGCGGAGAGAGCAGGUGCUGAAGGUGUGUGCCAACCACUGGAUCACCACCACCAUGCACCUGAAGCCCCUCUCCGGGUCGGACAGGGCCUGGAUGUGGUUGGCUAGUGAUUUUUCUGAUGGCGAUGCCAAACUAGAGCAGCUGGCAGCAAAAUUCAAAACACCCGAGCUGGCUGAAGAAUUCAAACAGAAAUUUGAGGAAUGCCAGCGACUUCUGUUAGAUAUUCCACUGCAGACUCCCCAUAAGCUUGUGGAUACUGGCAGAGCUGCCAAGCUAAUCCAGAGGGCGGAAGAGAUGAAGAGCGGAUUAAAAGAUUUCAAGACGUUUUUGACAAAUGAUCAAGCAAAAGUCACUGACGAAGAGAGUAAGAGCUCAGGAGCAGGAGCUGCCAGUGCUGCGGCCGUGAGUGGCAUGCCAAGUCCUGAGGCCGCCGGGCCCACCCUCGAGUGGGACAGCUAUGACCUAAGGGAAGACGCUCUGGACGACAGCGUGAGUAGCAGCUCAGUGCACGCCUCCCCGCUGGCCAGCAGCCCCGUGAGGAAAAAUCUCUUCCGCUUCGGUGAGUCAACCACCGGGUUUAACUUCAGUUUUAAAUCUGCUUUGAGCCCGUCUAAGUCUCCUGCCAAGUUAAAUCAGAGUGGGGCCUCAGUGGGCACGGAUGAAGACUCUGAUGUCACUCAGGAGGAGGAGAGAGAUGGACAGCACUUCGAACCUGUCGUCCCUUUGCCUGAUCUAGUCGAGGUGUCCAGUGGUGAGGAAAAUGAACAAGUUGUUUUUAGUCACAGAGCCAAACUCUAUAGGUAUGAUAAAGAUGCUGGGCAGUGGAAAGAAAGAGGCAUUGGCGACAUAAAGAUUUUACAGAAUUAUGAUAAUAAGCAAGUUCGCAUAGUGAUGAGAAGGGACCAGGUAUUAAAGCUUUGUGCCAACCACAGAAUAACUCCAGACAUGGCUUUGCAAAAUAUGAAAGGGACAGAAAGAGUGUGGGUGUGGACCGCAUGUGAUUUUGCAGACGGAGAAAGAAAAGUAGAGCAUUUAGCUGUCCGUUUUAAACUACAGGAUGUUGCAGACUCGUUUAAGAAAAUAUUUGAUGAAGCAAAACUAGCCCAAGAAAAAGAUUUUUUGAUAACACCUCAUGUUUCUCGUUCGACUACUCCCAGAGAGUCACCAUGCGGCAAAGUCGCCGUAGCUGUGCUAGAGGAAACCACCAGAGAACGGACGGAUUCGGCACAGGGUGAUGAUGUGGCAGGUGCAACCUCAGAAGUUGGCGGGGUGUCUGGCACACCUGAAACAACAACAAAAGCAGUGGUUUCACCUCCAAAGUUUGUAUUUGGUUCUGAGUCUGUUAAAAGCAUUUUUAGCAGUGAAAAGUCAAAACCAUUUGCAUUUGGCAACAGUUCAGCUACCGGGUCUUUGUUUGGAUUUAGUUUUAAUGCACCUUUGAAAAAUAACAGUAGUGAGGCCAGUUCAGCAGCCCAGAGUGGAUCUGAAAAAAGAGCGGAGCCUGGUGGUCACCAAGAGUCGCAGAGCUCUGAUCUCACACCGUCUUCCGACAGCAAAGUCAAAAACCCCUCUCCUGCUUUUCCAAAGGAGCAGUCCUCAACCAGUCACACGUUUAAAACACCAGAAAAGGUGGAAGAGAAGAAAAAGCCUGAAGAUCUUCCCUCAGAUGAUGAUGUUCUCAUUGUGUAUGAGCUGACCCCGACCCCUGAGCAAAAAGCUCUUGCAAGCAAACUUCAGCUUCCUCCCACUUUCUUCUGUUACAAGAACAGGCCAGACUACGUCAGCGAAGAGGAGGAGGAUGAUGAAGAUUUCGACACAGCUGUCAAGAAGCUUAAUGGAAAACUGUAUUUGGAUGACUCAGAAAAACGUAGACCGUUAGAAGAAAAUCUAACAGAUAAUGAGAAAGAAUGUAUUAUUGUUUGGGAAAAGAAACCAACAGUUGAAGAAAAGGCAAAAGCAGAUACGUUAAAGCUUCCACCUACAUUUUUUUGUGGAGUCUGCAGUGACACUGAUGAGGACAAUGGAAGUGGGGAAGACUUUCAAUCGGAGCUUCACAAAGUUCAGGAAGCUCAAAAAUCCCAGAAUGAGGGCAUAACUAGCACGGCUGACAGUGUGUGUACGGAUGGCAGUAAAGUGACUCUACCAUUUUUGUUGGAAAGCAAAACAGUUUCAUUUGGAUUUGGAAGUAGCACAGGGCUGUCAUUUGCAGACUUGGCUUCCAGUAAUUCUGGGGAUUUUGCUUUUGGGUCCAAAGAUAAAAAUUUCCAGUGGGCAAACACUGGAGCAGCUGUGUUCGGAGCACAGUCAACCAGUAAAGUUGGCGAAGAUGAAGAUGGUAGUGAUGAAGAGGUAGUUCAUAAUGAAGAUAUCCAUUUUGAACCAAUAGUGUCAUUACCAGAGGUAGAAGUAAAAUCUGGAGAAGAAGAUGAAGAAAUUUUAUUUAAAGAGAGAGCCAAACUUUACAGGUGGGAUCGAGAGGCCAGUCAGUGGAAGGAGCGUGGGGUUGGAGACAUGAAGAUCCUCUGGCACACGAUGAAGAAUUACUACCGGGUCCUGAUGAGAAGAGACCAGGUGCUCAAAGUGUGUGCAAACCACGUCAUCACCAAAACAAUGGAACUGAAACCCUUGAAUGUUUCCAACAAUGCUUUAGUUUGGACUGCCUCAGAUUAUGCUGAUGGAGAAGCCAAAGUGGAACAGCUUGCAGUGAGAUUUAAAACUAAAGAAAUGGCUGAUGGUUUUAAGAAAAAAUUUGAAGAAUGUCAACAGAAUUUAUUGAAACCCCAGGAAGAACAGGUAUCACCGAGAGCAAAGGAGACAAAUCCUGUGGUGUUUUUUGAUGUUUGCGCAGAUGAUGAGCCUCUGGGACGUAUAACCAUGGAAUUAUUUUCAAACAUUGUUCCUCAAACUGCUGAGAACUUCAGAGCACUGUGCACUGGAGAGAAGGGCUUUGGUUUCAAGAACUCCAUUUUUCACAGAGUGAUUCCAAAUUUUGUUUGCCAAGGGGGAGAUAUCACCAAACACGAUGGAACAGGAGGACGGUCCAUUUAUGGAGAUAAAUUUGAAGAUGAAAAUUUUGAUGUGAAACAUACCAGUCCUGGCUUACUAUCCAUGGCCAAUCGAGGCCAGGAUACCAAUAAUUCUCAAUUUUUCAUAACACUGAAAAAAGCAGAGCAUUUGGACUUUAAGCAUGUAGUAUUUGGGUUUGUUAAAGAUGGCAUGGAUACUGUGAAAAAGAUUGAAUCCUUUGGUUCUCCUGAAGGGUCUGUUAGUCGAAGAAUUGUUAUCACAGAAUGUGGACAGAUAUAAAAUCAUUGUUUUUCAUAGUAGAUUUUACCUGUAUAAACAGUUGAAUUGAAGCCUAGCUGUUAUGACAACAUGGCAAUUAUGUUCAGCUUUUGAAAAUGGACAUUUCCAAUGUAUAAAUAUAAAAUUGCAGCUUAUAGCUGUUGUCACUUUUUAAUGUGUUAUAAUUGACCUUGCAUGGUGUGAAAUAAAAGUUUAAACACUGGUGUAUUUCAGGUGUACUUGUGUUUAUGUACUCCUGACAUAUUUGUAUUAAAAUGGAGUAAUACUAAUCUUGUUAAAAGCAAUAGACCUCCUCAAACUAUUGAAGGAAUAUGAUAUAUGCAAUUUUAGUUUCUUCUAAGAUAUCAGACUUCCUGCAUGGAUAUACUUACUGUUUGGAUAAAGGGACCAUGACUUGGAUAGUUUUUAUUUCAGAUUUGGAAUAUAUUUGGUAAUUUUCACUAUUGGUGUGCUCAUUUAUGAAUAAAGAUUCACUUGUGAGUGGGUAGAGCCAGAGGGUAGAGACUUAACCAAAGUGCUCUUCUAUAAGUUCUUGCACCUCCUGUAUAGCUAUCAGAGUACCUUCUUUCCUUAAAAUGUUAUGUAGCUUCCUGUGCUCUUCCCAAGGUAUUAAUUUUUACAUUUUAAGUAAGUUGAGUAUUUAGACUUUUUAAAAAACCUGUCAUCUGUUUCUACUACCUCAAACUGCAUUUGGUUCUGAUAGAACUUGAAUUUUUCCUUGCAGUUAUUGUGAUAAAGUAUGAGUAUUUUAAAAAGGUCUAUCUAUACCAUGUUCUUUGGUUAAAGAUUUGGUUUAUACUAGAUUGUUGCAGUACCUUUUUCUGGUGAAUUUUGUAGCAAAAAUAAAGUGACAAUUGUUAACAGCCAUGACAUUUAAAAUAUU